AAAAAUUUAAAGCCUUCAUGGAUCUACUCCUUGAGUUAUCCGUGGAGAAGGGAGUGUUGAAUGACAGAGAGAUACGAGAGCAUGUGGACACGAUGAUUGUGGGCGGCCACGACACGUCGGCUAACGUGUUAAUGUUCACGCUUCUGCUGCUGGGGUCUCAUCCUGAGGCGCAGGAGAAGGUCUACCAGGAAUUAAAAGACGUGUUCGGCGACUCAGACCGUGACGUGGAGAAGCACGACCUCUCCCAACUGGUGUACCUGGAGGCAGUCCUGAAGGAGAGCAUGAGGAUGUACACGAUCGUGCCGGUGCUGGCCAGGCGGCUGGACAGAAACGUGCAACUGAAAAACUACACGCUAGCAGCUGGUCGGACCUGCUUCUUAUUUCUGUUCGGUAUCCACAAGCACCCCAUGUGGGGGGCAGACGUGGACCAAUUCAACCCCGACCGGUGGAUGGAUCAGGCCAGUCUGCCAGACAACUCUAACGCGUUUGCAGCCUUUAGCUUGGGAAGGAGGAUGUGUAUAGGCAAAACCUACGCCUACAUGUCGAUGAAGACAACCCUCUCACAUGUGCUCCGUAAAUACCGCUUCAAGGGUGACCACACACAACUAGAACUCAAAUUGGACGUGAUGCUGAAGCCAGCGUCAGGUUACUACGUCAGCAUUGAGAAACGGCAUUAGAGCUAGUCUGUUUUAUUACUUUUAUGUCCAUUUAUG
This is a messenger RNA of Ostrinia nubilalis (European corn borer), 713 nucleotides long. Its product is annotated as cytochrome P450 4V2-like. Gene Ontology annotation, molecular function: heme binding; iron ion binding; oxidoreductase activity, acting on paired donors, with incorporation or reduction of molecular oxygen. Bases 18 to 677 code for a protein of 219 amino acids. The transcript has 4 exons. NCBI's taxonomy places the organism in Eukaryota, Metazoa, Arthropoda, Insecta, Lepidoptera, Crambidae. The record is from RefSeq and is a predicted model, not a curated record.